This is a messenger RNA of Rhinolophus ferrumequinum (greater horseshoe bat), 8459 nucleotides long. RefSeq names its product nuclear receptor coactivator 3 (gene NCOA3). Gene Ontology annotation, biological process: cellular response to hormone stimulus; positive regulation of transcription by RNA polymerase II. The transcript has 23 exons. Lineage: Eukaryota; Metazoa; Chordata; Mammalia; Chiroptera; Rhinolophidae. Bases 252 to 4514 code for a protein of 1420 amino acids. Gene Ontology annotation, molecular function: protein dimerization activity; nuclear receptor binding. The record is from RefSeq and is a predicted model, not a curated record. Gene Ontology annotation, cellular component: nucleus.
UCCAGCCGCUGCCUCCUCAGCGGCUUCACAGCGACGGUAGCUUUCUCGGCGGCUGAAUCGGUGGCGGCGGCAGCGGUGGCGGCGGUGGCGGCUGCGAGCUGAGCAGCGAGUUUCCGAUUUAAAGCUAAGCUGCGAGGAAAAUGGCGGCGGGCGGAUCAAAAUACUUGCUGAACAGUGGAGUCAGAGACCAAUAAAAAUAAACUACUUGAACAUCAUUUGACUGGUUAGCCAGUUGCUGAUGUAUAUUCACGAUGAGCGGAUUAGGAGAAAACUCCUUGGAUCCACUGCUCCCAGAUUCACGAAAACGCAAAUUGCCGUGUGAUACGCCGGGACAAGGUCUUACCUGCAGUGGAGAAAAGUGGAGACGGGAGCAGGAGAGUAAAUAUAUUGAAGAAUUGGCUGAACUGAUAUCUGCUAACCUUAGUGAUAUUGACAAUUUCAAUGUCAAACCAGAUAAAUGUGCAAUUUUAAAGGAAACAGUAAGACAGAUUCGUCAAAUAAAAGAGCAAGGAAAAGCUAUUUCCAGUGAUGAUGAUGUUCAGAAAGCUGAUGUGUCUUCUACAGGACAGGGCGUUAUUGACAAAGACUCCUUAGGACCACUUUUACUUCAGGCAUUGGAUGGUUUCCUGUUUGUGGUGAAUCGUGAUGGAAACAUUGUAUUUGUGUCCGAAAAUGUCACACAAUACCUGCAAUAUAAGCAAGAGGACCUGGUUAACACAAGUGUCUACAAUAUCUUGCAUGAAGAAGACAGAAAGGAUUUUCUUAAAAACUUACCAAAAUCUACAGUUAAUGGAGUUGCCUGGACAAAUGAGACCCAGAGACAAAAAAGCCAUACAUUUAAUUGCCGUAUGUUGAUGAAAACGCCACAUGAUAUUCUGGAAGACAUAAACACCAGUCCUGAAAUGCGCCAGAGAUACGAAACCAUGCAGUGCUUUGCCCUGUCUCAGCCACGAGCUAUGAUGGAGGAAGGGGAAGAUUUGCAAUCCUGUAUGAUCUGUGUGGCACGCCGCAUGACUACAGGGGAAAGAGCGUUUCCAUCAAACCCGGAGAGCUUUAUUACUAGACAUGACCUUUCAGGAAAACUUGUCAAUAUCGAUACAAAUUCACUGAGAUCCUCUAUGAGGCCCGGCUUUGAAGAUACAAUCCGAAGGUGUAUCCAGAGAUUUUUCAGCCUCAAUGAUGGGCAGUCAUGGACUCAGAAACGUCACUAUCAAGAAGCUUACAUCCAUGGCCAUUCAGAAACUCCAGUGUAUCGAUUCUCUUUGGCUGAUGGAACUAUAGUGACUGCACAAACAAAAAGCAAACUCUUCCGAAAUCCUGUAACAAAUGACCGUCAUGGCUUUGUCUCAACCCACUUUCUUCAGAGGGAACAGAAUGGGUAUAGACCAAACCCGAAUCCUGUUGCACAAGGCAUUCGACCUCCGGCGGCUGGAUGUAAUAGUGCAGCAGGCGGCAUGAACAUGUCGCCAAACCAAGGCUUACCGAUGCUGAGCAGCAGGACCUAUGGCUUGGCUGACCCCAACACCACAGGGCCGAUGAGUGCAGCUAGGUAUGGGGCUGCCGGUAACAUGGCUCCUGUGAACCCCGGGCCCGCCAUGCAGUCUCCAUCUUCCUACCAGAACAACUACGGUCUCAACAUGAGUAGCCCCCCACAUGGCAGUCCUGGUCUUGGCUCCAGCCAGCAGAAUAUCAUGAUUUCUCCUCGAAAUCGCGGCAGUCCAAAGAUGGCCUCACAUCAGUUUUCUCCUGUUGCAGGUGUGCACUCUCCCAUGGGACCGUCUGGUAAUACUGGGAGCCACAGCUUUUCUAGCAGCUCUCUUAGUGCCCUUCAAGCUAUCAGUGAGGGCGUGGGGACAUCUCUUUUAUCUACUUUGUCUUCACCAGGCCCCAAAUUGGAUAACUCUCCCAAUAUAAAUAUAACCCAACCAAAUAAAAUGAACAGUCAGGAUUCCAAGAGUCCCUUAGGCUUGUACUGUGACCAGAAUCCAGUGGAGAGUUCAAUGUGUCAGUCAAGCAGCAGGGAUCACCUCAAUGACAAAGACAGUAAGGAGAGCAGUGUCGAAGGGUCGGAGAAUCAGAGGGGUCCUCUGGAAAGCAAAGGUCAUAAAAAAUUACUGCAGUUGCUUACCUGUUCUUCUGAUGACCGGGGUCAUUCGUCGUUGACAAACUCCCCCCUGGAUUCAAGUUGUAAAGACUCUUCCAUCAGUGUCACCAGCCCCUCCGGGGUGUCCUCGUCAACAUCUGGAGGUGUGUCCUCCACGUCCAAUAUGCAUGGGUCGCUGCUGCAAGAGAAGCACCGGAUUUUGCACAAGUUGCUGCAGAAUGGGAACUCACCCGCCGAGGUGGCCAAGAUCACCGCAGAAGCGACCGGGAAAGACACCAGCAGUGCCACGUCUUGUGUGGAAGGGAGUGUCAAGCAGGAGCAGCUGAGUCCAAAGAAGAAGGAGAACAAUGCACUGCUUAGAUACCUGCUGGACAGGGAUGAUCCUAGUGACACACUCGCUAAAGAACUGCAGCCUAAGGUGGAGGGAGUGGACCCUAAAAUGAGUCAGUGCAGCAGCUCCGCCAUUCCCAGCUCGAGUCAUGAGAAAGAUGCAAAAAUUAAGACAGAAGCAAAUGAAGAGGGAUCUGGAGAUUUGGAUAAUCUAGAUGCUAUUCUUGGUGAUCUGACUAGUUCUGACUUCUACAAUAAUACCAUCUCCACAAAUGGUAGUAAUCUGGGGACCAAGCAACAGAUGUUUCAAGGAACUAAUUCUCUGGGUUUGAGGAGUCCACAGUCUGUGCAGUCCAUUCGUCCUGCGUACAGCCGAGCAGUGUCUCUAGAUAGCCCCGUUUCCGUUGGCUCAAGUCCUCCAGUAAAGAAUAUCAGUGCUUUCCCCAUGUUACCAAAGCAGCCUAUGUUGGCUGGGAAUCCAAGAAUGAUGGAUAGUCAGGAAAAUUACGGCUCAAAUAUGGGUGGACCAAAUAGAAAUGUGGCUGCGAAUCAGACUCCUCCCUCCGGAGACUGGGGCUUACCAAACGCAAAGGCCAGCAGAAUGGAACCUUUGAGUUCAAACUCCAUGGGAAGACCAGGGGCAGAUUAUAAUGCUUCUUUACCCAGACCUACAAUGGGAGGCUCGAUGCCCACCUUGUCUCUUCGGUCCAAUAGCAUCCCAAGUGCGAGACCAAUGUUACAGCAGCAGCAGCAGCAGCAGCAACAGCAGCAGCAGCAGCAGAUGCUUCAAAUGCGGCCCGGUGAAAUGCCCAUGGGAAUGGGGGUCAGUCCUUAUGGCCAGGCAGCACCGUCUAACCAACCAGGUUCCUGGCCAGAUGGCAUGUUGUCCAUGGAGCAAGGUCCUCAUGGGACUCAAAAUAGGCCACUUCUUCGGAAUUCCCUGGACGAUCUCCUUGGGCCACCUUCUAACUUAGAAGGACAGAAUGAUGAAAGAGCAUUGUUGGACCAGCUGCACACUCUCUUGAGCAACACAGAUGCCACAGGCUUAGAAGAAAUUGACAGAGCUCUGGGCAUCCCUGAACUUGUAAAUCAAGGACAAGCUUUGGAGCCCAAACAGGAUGUUUUCCAAGGCCAAGAAGCAGCAGUAAUGAUGGAUCAGAAGGCAGCGUUGUACGGGCAGACGUACCCAGCACAGGGGCCUCCGAUGCAAGGCGGCUUUAAUCUUCAGGGACAGUCACCAUCUUUUAACUCGAUGAUGAGUCAGAUGAACCAGCAAGGCAAUUUUCCUCUCCAGGGAAUGCACCCGAGGGCCAACAUCAUGAGACCUCGGACAAACACCCCCAAGCAACUUAGAAUGCAGCUUCAGCAGAGGCUGCAGGGCCAGCAGUUUUUGAAUCAGAGCCGGCAGGCACUUGAAAUGAAAAUGGAAAACCCCACUGCUGGUGGAGCUGCAGUGAUGAGGCCCAUGAUGCCGCCCCAGGUAAACUCCCAGCAGGGUUUUCUUAAUGCCCAGAUGGUUGCCCAGCGCAGCCGAGAGCUGCUCAGUCAUCACUUCCGACAGCAGAGAGUGGCGAUGAUGAUGCAGCAGCAGCAGCAGCAGCAGCAGCAGCAGCAGCAGCAGCAGCAGCAGCAAACCCAGGCCUUCAGCCCACCCCCUAACGUGACCGCGUCUCCCAGCAUGGAUGGGGUUUUGGCAGGGCCUGCAAUGCCACCAGCUCCACCGCAGCAGUUUCCAUAUCCACCAAAUUAUGGGAUGGGACAACAGCCAGAUUCAGCCUUUGGUCGAGUGUCUAGUCCUCCCAAUGCAAUGAUGUCCUCAAGAAUGGGUCCCUCCCAGAGUCCCAUGAUGCAGCACCCUCAGACCGCACCUAUGUAUCCGUCCUCGGAAAUGAAGGGCUGGCCGUCAGGAAACCUGGCCAGGAACAGCUCCUUUUCCCAGCAGCAGUUUGCCCACCAGGGCGCGCCGGCCGCCUACAGCAUGGUGCACAUGAACGGCAGCAGCGGGCCCAUGACCCAGGUGAACGUGAACUCCAUGAGCAUGUCUGGCAUGCCCAUGGGCCCUGACCAGAAAUACUGCUGACCUCUACACCAGGACCUCCAAGGAAAUCACUGUACAAAUGACACCGCACGAGGAUUAGCCGGAGUAAAGAAUCAUUGUUCUAGGCACCCAGCUGUGAAGAAAGGACCACCUUUGAUCUCCAUCCAGGGUAUUCCAAGUGAUGUCAUUUGAGUAGGACUGGAUUUUAAGCUGAAGCGCGGUAUCUACCUGUUUGUUUUUUUCCAUUCUCUUGUAUAUCAUGGUGUUCAAAACAGAGAAAUAAUUUUGGCAUUCUGCCUCUUGAGGUGAUUCUGGAGGUGACAGAGUGUUACUGAUGACAAAACUCUCCUGUGUCCCUUCUUUCUGCUUGGCUAUUCAGUCUUUCAAUGAAAUGUGGGUGGGCCAGAGAACAUUUGGAGAAAUCAAGCGAGAUUGGAACGUCUGGGUUUCUCUAGUUGCAGUAUUGGAGGAAGAGCAUAGCCUGAGCUUUCAGUUGUUUUUGUUACUACAGGGAGUUCUGUCCUGUGGGGUUGGUGUUUCUGAGUUUUUCCCUGUAAUGAGUGUUGAGUUGCUCCCACCCCAUUCUUAGUUGUCUUAGGCUUUAGCUAGGAUUUUUGUUGGCCCCUGACGUUCUGUCAUAUUUCGCCUCUAGGAAUUGUCCUUGAUGUCAAAUGGCCUUGCAGAAGGGAAAAUGAGCUGACAGUAUUUAAUUGCAGCAGUAGCAAUUUUUCACAUGCUAACGUGCAGCCGAGUGCACUUUAUUUAAAAAGUAAUGGAUAAAUGCAAUAUUCUUGAGGUCUUGAGGAAUAGUGAACCACAUUCCUGGUUUUUGUCUAAUCUCUUGGACAAGAACUAUGAUUUUUUUGUUGUUGUCGAAAGUACUGGUGUCACCCUUUGCCUAUAUGGUAGAGCAAUAAUGCUUUUUGAGAAUAAACUGCAGAAAACCCAAGGCCAGGUACUGCAUUCUGAAUCAGAAUUUCGCAGUGUUUCUGUGAAUAGAUUUUCUUUUGUAAAUAUGACCUUUAAGAUAUUAUAUUAUGUAAAAUAUGUAUAUACCUUUUUUGUAGGUCACAACAACUCAUUUUUACAGAGUUUGUGAAGCUAAAUAUUUAACAUUGUUGAUUUCAGUAAGCUCAGCGUGGUGAGGUUACAAACAGAAGAGACAUCCCCUAAAUUUUGUGGCCUGGGGGGAGGGGACAGCAGUCCAAAGCUUUUCCUUCUGGCCAGCCUUAGAUGCCUCGCUCUUUUCAAUCUCUUAAUCUAAAAGCUAUUUAAAGAGAUCAUUUGUUUAGAUGUAGGCAUUUAAAUUUUUUUUUAUUUUAAAUUCUUCUACCAGAACUAAGCACUUUGUUAAUUUUGAGGGAAAGAAUAGACAUGGGGAAAUAAAAAAAAAGGUAUCAAGAAUUUUAAAAGAUCAAGCAAUUUGAUUUAAAAAAGAAUCUUGGAUUUUAAGUGGUCUAUAAAUUAAACAAUAGGAAAAGAAUUUUUUUUUUUUUUUUUUUUUAAUUGAAUACGUUGUCUUUUCGUCCAUUUGAGGAUCGCUCUAAGGUUUUGGUUGCUAGGACCUGAAUCCCACACUGAGCUCUCAGGAGUAGAAUCCUUGAUGUGUGGUUUCUGGUGUCUGCUCAGCUGUCUUGUCAUUCCAUUAAUGUGAUGUUUUCACCGCCCCUGAGGAUAGGAAUAGUGUUAUAGUUAUUUCUUAAGGACUCAGAACAGUCAGUUUUGCGUGAUUCAGAGCUGCAGUCUGUGAGCACCUUUGCACUCCCUCCCCCUGCCCUUUCCUGCUGUUGCCACUCCCUGACACUUGUCCUGGUCAGUUGGGAAUAGGGGGGGAACAUCAAGUUUAAUUCCCUGUAUCUGGUUUACUUUAUUAGGUUCAAACAACUGAGUGAAAUCGGGGUUUUGGAAUAUCUAUGAAUUUCAUGUCUCUGCUGGCCUUGGUGUCAUCUCCUAGCAAUAACUGAGAGCCAGUUAAUUUUUUAUUUAACAUACAUUUAGCUAAUCUUUCUAGGUGUCUCUGAAGGUAAGAUCAUUUAAUUUCUUUGACUUGCUUAUGAGUAAAUGAAACCUAUAUUUCCAGAACCACCACUAGAGUGGAUUUAAGUCUGACAUCCCCUCCCCUCCUGCCCGGUUAAAAAUAAAUCUAAGAUUGUAAAUCCAUCAGCUUCCAUCAUAGUGGCCUGUAUUUUUCAGAUAACAUAUCCACCUGUCUGGAGACAGAGGCACAGCUGAGUACAAGUCGCUCUUUUUAGACACAGUUGUGUCAGGUGUAUCUGAACUUUUCUUGUGUGCGUGGGGAGAGACAGAAUGGUGCUCUUACCUUUCUUGACUUUUAAAAAUUAAUUAAAAACAAAACAAAAAAAUAAAGUUUUGUGAUUCUUUUCCUUAGUCCUGACUCCAGGCUCACUGGGAGGCAGCACCUCCUUUUUAUAUGGAGAAAAAAAAAGUUUAUUAUAAGUUUUUAUAUUUUCUACUUGUUCAUUUUAUUGGUGCAGAUUUUGAUUUUCUUUUAAUGGAUGCAGUCUUUGAGAUAAUUUGUUGUUUUUAACCUUUAUUGCCCUUGUAUCAUGUUUGGAUGAUUCUCUUUGUACUCCUGCUGCCUACCUCUCCUCCUCCCCCAUCCCAGCCCCCUUUUUAAACCUUGGUAUCUGUUGGGUGAACAGUGUAAGUAACCUUUUCAUCUGCUUUUAGAAUAUGAGGUAUUUCCAGUGCACCUACUUUUUUGCUGAAUCCAAAGAUAUAUAAAUAUAUAUUUUUUAAAGAUCAAAAUGAUAUAAAGGAGAUACGUGUUUCUUCCUUUAAAAACAAAUGGAAACUCGUUGUUGAUGAUCCUGUUAUGAUGCCACUCCUCUAAGUUGUGCAUCUUGAUGGGAGGGGGUAAAUGUCAAGCGUCAGGACGGCGUAAUCAGUGUUUAACAUCUGAGGUGAGUCGGGGUGGAUGGGGGCGGGGACGGGAGAACAUGACUGGCUUGCUGUCCUAGAAAUUCUUGGAGCCAGAGAUAGAUGCAGCUGGAAAGGAACAGAGUGGAGUGCCGGUUACCCACAUGCCCGUCCAGUUCCCUUUUUAUUUGCAGAAGCCAUGAGUUUUAUUGACAAGUGGGAAAUUCGUGGGAGCAAAACCUCUAGGGUAGAUGAAAUUUCCUCCUGCUGUAGAGGAGCCAGAGCUGUUGUCUACCCAGGGCGAGCUGCUGACUAAUAAGCAGGGUGUUCUUUCUUUCUUUCUCUUUCUCUCUUUCCAAUGUAUGAAAUUUUGAAGAAGAUGGAAAUGUCAUUCUGAGAGCAAUAUUUAAAUUCUCAGGAAUUGACUUACAGUAUUGAGGAUGAAUUCAAUUUCAAUCAAGUUUACAUUCAAUGUUGCUUUUAAAAAUCUAAAUCAUUCUUUACACUGCAAAGAAUCCAAACCACGUGGGGUAACUUAUGAGAUGGUUGUGUGAUAAGCUAUGACUGUUUUGCUGAUCAUUUUGGGUGUCAUUGUAAAUAAAGGUUUCUAUUUAAAAUUGAAGCCUAAGAGCUUGCUUUAUUUCUCAAAAAAAUCCCUAUUGGAUUAAGGAUGAAAAAAAUAAAAAGGUUAAAGAAUCUUAUUUCAAACAAUGGUAACAUUUUGUGAGGUGAAAAAUUUUUUUUUCUUUCUAAAUGCCUUUUACUGUCUGCAGCAAUAGAAAACAGUAAAACUGGAGGUUAUAUUCUGCAAACACGUUCCAAAAAGAAACCUUACAAAGCAUGGAACUGUUCUUGUAAAAGGUGAGUACUUGGGAAUCAUCUGUUAAAUGAGAAAUGGGUUGGACGAGUAGAUGGCUGCGGUUCCUCCUUCCUCUCCCAUUCUAGCAUUGUGACAGCUCCCUUUACCAGUUCCCUACUACCUGGGACACAAAGGUCAGCUAAGGUGAACUGCUUUGCAGUUGAUUAGUACUUUUCAAAAGUGAGGUCCUAAAGCUGGUGCAAUAUGAGACUUACCCGUGAGGUCCCUGAAAUAGGAUAAAUUUGAUU